AAGCUGGCCCCGGGAGCGGGGGAGGCGCCUCCGGGGCAGCCGAGGAACCUGGAUCUGGAGACGUUCCUGCGGCCCGGCCCUCCCAACCUGCCUGGGCCUCCUCCCCUCCGCCCAAGUUUCACUUUCCAUUCCCACCAAGAGCAGGGGAAAUGAAAACUGAGCCUGCAGCGCUCCCUCCCCACCCGCUCCGCCCCUCUCCGGGGGACAUCGCGUCCGCGGCCAGAGCGGGAGCGGCCGGCGCCGAGGACACAGCUCCGGACCGCCAGCAUCCCCAGCCCUGGACGCCGUGACCCUGAAGCAGGCCGGGGGGAGGUGCAGCGAGAGGCAGGCUUUUAAUUCCACCUUUGGGACGGACGCCGAGACCGGUAACCUGGGCACCCCAGAGCCCCAGCUCAUGGGCAAGGUUUACGGCCAAGAGAUGCAAGCUCCUCCCUCAGAGCUGACGGGGUCGGACGCCUGUGGUGAUAAGCCCACAGACAUCACGGACCUGAAGAGGGGGAAGCUGAGAAGACUAUGCCAUACCUCGAGUUGCUACAAAGGCCCCGUUGGACUCUACAACAUCGGACAGACAUGCUGCCUCAACUCCCUUCUCCAAGUGUUUUUUAUGAACCAAGGAUUCACCAGGAUCCUGAAGCGGAUCCAAGUGCCAUGGGGGGCCGAGCAUCAGCGACAGAGCAUCCCGUACCAGCUGCUGCUGCUGCUGGAGAAGAUGCAGGACAGCCGCCGGAAAGCCGUGCAGCCCCUGGAGCUGGCCUUCUGCCUCCAGGAGCACAACGUGCAGCGAUUUGUCCAGCACGAUGCAGCCGAGCUCUUCCAGAUCCUUUGGAAUUUGAUCAGGAACCAAAUCACUGACUCGGAGCUGGUAGAGAGGCUGAAUGCCCUGUACACCAUCCAGGUCCUGGAAUCACUGCUGUGCCUCCAUUGCUCCCUGCACUCCCUGAGGCAGAGCAGCCUGCUCACCCUCUCGCUCCCACUUUUUGAUGAUGAAAAGCGCCCCCUAAAGACGGUGGAGGACUCCCUGCGCUGCUUCUUUCAACCCCACAAGCCCUUGGGCCUCAGCAAGUGCGAGAAGUGUGGGGAGAAAACAUCCAAAAUGCAGACCUUGAAGCUGGUUAGCCUUCCCCAGACACUGACCAUCCAUCUCCAGCGCUUCAUGCUCAAGAACUCUGAGACCCAGAAGGUCAGCCACCCUCUGCAUUUCCCCCAGAGCCUGAACUUCAGCCAGAUCUUGCCGACACAGCACAGUACCUGGGAUGCCGACUGUCAGUAUGAACUUUUCGCCGUGAUCGCCCACGCUGGGACCGCCAACUUCGGCCACUACUGCGCCUAUAUCUGCAACCCUGACAACGGGAAGUGGUUGUGCUUCAACGACUCUAGCGUCUGCUGGGUAACGUGGGAGGACAUCAAAUGUACCUAUGGAAAGUGGAAUUUGCACUGGAGUGAAACGGCGUACCUCCUGGUUUACAUGCGGUCUGAACCCGAGUAGGCCCACCUGGCCUUUUCUGGCCCAGAAGACAGCGCAGAGUCCUUUUCUCCGGGGGCCUCCUGCCUCUUCUGGGGACCUGGCUCCAUCUCCUCGUUGACAUGUUCAUCAUUCCCACCAAUGGGUCUGGGGAGACCUCUAGACUAGCUUCUCUGACAGCGUUUAUUGUACUUCAGCUGUGUUCUUUUGAAUAGCCUCUGCUGCUCCUCCUCCAUCUUAUUUAUUCCCAACAGCACUGUGGGAAGGGUAGGGAUAAGUAGAGGUCUAGAAGGGGGAGCGGAGGGGCUGAAGUUGAAGCGGCUUGCCUGAGGGCGGAUAGGCAGUCAGCAAUGGCUCGAACGGCAGAAUCAAAACUUUGGGGUGGAGGGGCAUCGGGUAGGAACCCCAAGGCAGUCCUAAUCUGGUGUCCUGGGCCUGUCUAUAGCAGGAGGGUUGGGGGCCGAGCUGCCGACGGUCAGAGGAGACGGCUUGUGGAAGGGUUAAGGAGAAGGAGGGCCUGGAGAAAGUUUAGUGCGGGAAGCAGAGGGGGCUUGGAGGUUUUGGGGAGAGAACUACUGGCUUUGGGACCCAAAAGGAGGCGGCACUGAGGAGUAAGAAUAAACUUGAGCUCUUUCAUCAGUA
This is a messenger RNA of Ornithorhynchus anatinus (platypus), 2104 nucleotides long. It is a transcript of the gene USP18, whose product is annotated as ubiquitin specific peptidase 18. The coding region runs from base 395 to 1486 and encodes 363 amino acids. Gene Ontology annotation, biological process: protein deubiquitination. Lineage: Eukaryota; Metazoa; Chordata; Mammalia; Monotremata; Ornithorhynchidae. The transcript has 11 exons. The record is from RefSeq and is a predicted model, not a curated record. Gene Ontology annotation, cellular component: cytosol; nucleus. Gene Ontology annotation, molecular function: cysteine-type endopeptidase activity; cysteine-type deubiquitinase activity.